Messenger RNA from Culex quinquefasciatus (southern house mosquito), 3226 nucleotides. Its product is annotated as synaptotagmin-5. The record is from RefSeq and is a predicted model, not a curated record. The transcript is spliced from 8 exons. Gene Ontology annotation, molecular function: calcium ion binding; phosphatidylserine binding; syntaxin binding. The coding region runs from base 819 to 2384 and encodes 521 amino acids. Gene Ontology annotation, biological process: cellular response to calcium ion; calcium-ion regulated exocytosis; regulation of dopamine secretion. Lineage: Eukaryota; Metazoa; Arthropoda; Insecta; Diptera; Culicidae.
UCCGUACGGUUCGCAUGACUCGUUCAGUACAGCGUGAGACGUCAUCGGUGCUGGUUCACUUCCUCUCCCAAAUCGGCUCGCUAGGAGUGUUUGAGGGUCCAAUCGCUGCAGCCAGUCCAGAGUGCGACCAAGGGGGGCGGUCACCGGGUGCGCGCGCUUUUCCUUCCUGUUAUCUCUGUGCUUAUCUACGCGUGGAAAACUCUUUGCUGGGUGGUGGGAGGUGUGGGGGGAGUUGUGUACCAGUGUAUUAUAAUUUUAUUCCGGACCAACGACCAAGGGUUGGAAGUUGGGUCGAGGAGCAGGUCAAACUUGCCAAGGAGUUGGCACCGAUUCCAGUGGAGUGUCGCCGUCGCCGAGAAUUUUGUGCGUUGUUUGCUCAACAAAUUUCCGCGGCCCGGAGCGGUCCUGUAAACAUUAGAAAUUAUUAAACGGAUUUUAGUGGGGACUUAUUUGAGCUCGUGGUUGAAGCACUUAUUUAUCUUUGGCUUUGUUCGGAAUCGCGUCAAGUGUUUACUUAUCGGGAGGUGAUUACAUAAGAAGAAACGAACGGAACUCUGGAAAAGGGAAAAUUUUCCUUGCAGUCAACAGCUGUUACCCUUUCGCUUUUCAACCAGUUUCCGACCAUUACAUGGUGUAAACGAGGUGGAAGCACUACAAAUCGAUAGCAAUUGGAAAGCUGUUCACCAGUUGAAGCCUAUCAAGUGCUCCCCAAACCCAAUCCCAUUCCAAGUAAAAAAAAACGAAGGAUCCAGAUUCGUUGUCAGUUAAAGAUUUGCAGACUCUUCUUCACGGACCCCCUUGACGCCAAACGGUGCACCAUGGUGUUCGUGAGUUCUGCCGUGUUGGGGGCAGCCGCUGGCACGGGACUGGCCCUGCUAGUGGCCGUUACGAUCGUAAUGUACCGCUACUACGUGGUCCGGCGCAAGGGCAAAGAGUGGGCCGAGCUGGACCGGCUGGAGGAGAAAAAGGCAGCCCGGAAAAUCAAUCUGCAGCAAGAGUGCAGCGUGAUUAGUGGUUCCCAUCCGGUGCAACCACCGUCGAGCGUUCCCCAGCACGGACUAGUCAGCGAGUGUGGCAAGGGUGGUCCACUGGAGGUGAGCUCGAGUCCGUUGCAACCGAACCUGGAGCAAAAACCGAAACCGUACUCCAGCCGGCAGAAGCCCCCACCUCCGUCGGCUUCCAGGAACAACAGCACCGAAAGUGUGCAUUCUCGAGCAUCGAGUUGUCGUGAGUCGCCCAAAUUUGCUUCGCAUAUUAACGCAGAAACAAGAUCGACCAUUUCAGAAAACUUUAUCAUUCAGAAAUCCCACUCCCCGGGCCGUCUACGAACGUUCAGUCUCGAGGGUCGUCUUCCGCUAGCUUACGAACCGGACGGCCGCGUUGGCUCCAAGGAAAGUGUAACGUCGGUCUUUUCCGUCAACCCGCGGGACAUCAACUCACCGAAAAAGCGCAACAGUACGGUUUCGUGUGCCACCCUACCGCGGCAUGCGGAAAUUGCCAGCGUUCCGGACAGCCCGAGCGGAUCGAUUCGGUCGGACAGUACCCGGUCUCCGCGGCGUCGAGUUCCCAUCAUUAUGGCUGCGAAUGACAUCAAUACGGUUCUGGGUCGGUUCCACCUACGGUUGCAGUACGACGGAGUGAAGGAAGAGCUGAUGGUGCAUCUGGUGGAAGCACAAGAGUUGAUUUCCUUGUCGGAAGGUGGCUUUCGAGAUCCUUAUGUAAGGUUGUUCUUGGACACUGACGAAGAACAUCGCACAAUGCAAACGGCUAUCCAUCGAGCGGAAACUCAUCCAUUUUUUGAUCAGCAUUAUUCAUUCCUGCUGCGUCCGAGGAAUCUCGUGAAGACUAAUUUCGUCCUACAGCUCCUCGAUUACGAUCGAUUUUCGCGCGAUGAGGUGAUUGGCGAGAUUCGGUUCCUGCUCAACACGUUGGACCUGUCGGGGUGUGAAAUUUGGGGUGAUUUGAUUGCGGUUAAAAAGCCCACGGAACAGUCGGCGGAGCUGUUGAUCUCGUUGAGUUAUCUGCCACAGGCAGAGCGGCUAACCGUGGUCGUGAUGAAGGCCAAGAAUUUGCACGUCGUGCAUGAGCCGUUUGUGAAGCUCUACCUGAUUGUGAACGACAAGCGCGCCAAGAAGCGAAAGACCAGCGCCAUCCGGGCCGCAGACCCGUCCAACCCGAUCUGGAACGAGGCGUUUACAUUUGACCUGCCAGCCUCGCAGCUGCAGGACGCCGGUGUCGAGCUGUUUGUCACAUCGAAUGAGGGUGAAACGCAGGAACCGGGCUGUGCUGUCGGGCUGCAGGAGGGCGGUUCCGGGUCAGCGCACUGGCAGGAUCUGAUGCAGAACAGCCGCAAACCGAUCGCCAUGUGGCACACGUUGAGAUAAAUUGAGGCUCUCUGAUUAGCGAGAGAGAUACUACAAAGUAGCAACCACCUUGCUUUUUAAGCUUGUUCUAUACAGUGAAUGCGGUUUCUAAAUAACCCCACCUCCACCCCAAAUUCCCUUCAUCUGUGAUUGAAUCCUUUCAGCCAAGGCUUCAAUCGAAAAUCCCAAAUAAAAAUUUACUAUUGCAUCUCAGUUUGGUUGUUCAGUAAAACCGCAGUAGUAAAAACGCACUAACCGCAACUAAACCAGCCACAAAAUUAUAUACUAAACACAUGUCAAUACAUCACACAAAAUGUACAUCACAGGUUUCUGUAUAUUUGCACUGAAAACUGAUAACCGGUCAUGUUUUAAUCCGCACAGAGAGGACAAUGAAUGUUACAGCUGUUCACGCCAAAGUUUAGAAAAGCACGUUUUAUCCCUUUUAUUCACAAGAGAGAGAAAAGUAAACAUUUUACAAAACAAGUUGACACCGUUCAACGGUACAAAUGCGUUAGACUGAUUUAAUGCUAAAAGAGAUUUUAUUUAUCAUUGUUGCAAACUUUAUUUUGGAAUAAGUUUUUACAGUAGCGAGACAACACACAAAAUACAUAGUAUGAAAUACAACAAUGUUAGAGCUUAAACAGAAUAUUCAUAUUUUAACCAAGGAGGUAAUUUUAUAUUAUACAUAACAGAAAACGAAACAGAAAAAUGCAAAAAAAAGAAGAUAAAUUAGGAUAAGUGAUUUAUUUUGUAUGGAAUAUACAAUAUGCCCACAUAGAGGUACACACCACUUUUAGCGUUUCUACAUGGCCACUAGUGCGUACUGCAACAUAAAACAAAACGAUAGAACUAAACAACAACAA